Messenger RNA from Manihot esculenta (cassava), 2627 nucleotides. RefSeq lists its product as uncharacterized. Lineage: Eukaryota; Viridiplantae; Streptophyta; Magnoliopsida; Malpighiales; Euphorbiaceae. The record is from RefSeq and is a predicted model, not a curated record. Bases 369 to 2375 code for a protein of 668 amino acids. The transcript is spliced from 4 exons.
GAUAAUUACUCUCCUCCCCCGCACUUUUACAACACAGGGUGCUAGCCUACAGUCUGUACUCUGUACCCAUCAAAAUCGGAAGCUGAAGCUAGCAGUAGAAGGGUCGCAGCAGUAGUGCAGCCAUCGAAAUCCUAGAAAAAGAAGAGAAAAAGCUCACAAAUCUCUUUAGGGUUCUCUUCGAAAUCUAUCUCUCAUUAUCAUUCUCUCUGCCUUUCACAUUUCCCAAUUCUACUCUCUCAAAACCACUCCUACCCCAUCUCCCCUCAGUUUCAAUUUUUUUUUCUCGUUGUUAAAUCCAUGGAGCCAUGAAUCAUUAACACUUGGUGAGAUCUAACGUGGGAAGCUUGACGGGUAAUAGAAAUUUUAUAAUGCCAAGGCAAAGUCGGGCCGCCAUGGAAGAAUUGCUUCCUGGAAAAAUCAGAAAACGUGGGUGUUCCUCUUCAGCGUCUUCGUCGUCUUCGAUUAUUCAGAAUUACAGAUUUAAGAGAGCGAUUUUGGUAGGGAAGAGAGGCGGAUCCAGUACGCCCGUGCCCACGUGGAAGCUGAUGGGGACGGCGAGGACCCCAUCGUCAGCAUUGCGGGCAAUGGACUCUCCUAAGUGCGUUCUCUCGCAAAACGGCGUUGUCAAGGGGAAGCUGCAGCAUCAGCAGGCAGCGGUAGUUUCGGCCAGGAAGUUGGCGGCGACGCUGUGGGAGAUGAAUGAGAUGCCGUCUCCUAAAAUGAAGGAGACGAUGGGGUCGGAGGAGAGGAGGUUAAGGAAGGAAGCAAGAGCCAGAGAGAGGGCGACCAGGUCUGUCCGUUCGGGUUCUUUGCCUCCUCAUUUGUCUGAUCCAUCUCAUAGUCCUAUCUCCGAGAGGAUGGAGCGAUCAGGAACUGGCAGUCGCCAUGGAAGAGCAUCGUCAAUUUCUCAAAGGCUUAGGCUUACAGACCACAAUGUUGCAGCAUUUGAUUCUAUUAGCAAUGCCAGUUUAAUGGAGGUUGAGAUGAGAUCUCGAGCCCAAACUCCUGCUGGAUCUACUGCUGGAGCUAAGAAUCGUUUGAAGGAUGUCAGUAAUGCCUUGAUCACUUCUAAAGAACUCUUAAAGAUUAUCAAUCGUGUGUGGGGUAAUGAAGAUCGGACUUCCUCAAGCAUGUCUCUUAUCUCAGCCCUACAUGCUGAGCUUGAGAGGGCUCGCCUGCAGGUUAAUCUUCUUAUCCAAGAACAGCGCUCAGACCAGAGUGAUAUAAACUAUUUAAUGAAGCGCUUUGCUGAAGAAAAGGAAGCAUGGAAAAACAAGGAGCAGAAGGUGGUUGAAGCUGCUAUUGAGUCCAUUGCUGGAGAACUUGAUGUAGAGAAAAAGUUGAGGAGACGGCUGGAGAGCUUGAACAAGAAGCUUGGUAAGGAACUAGCUGAGAUGAAGUCUUCUCUGUUGAAGGCAAUGAAAGAACUUGAGAACGAGAAGAGAGCAAGAGUUGUAAUGGAGCAAGUAUGUGAUGAAUUAGCCAGGGAUAUUGGUGAAGAUAAAGCAGAAGUUGAAGAACUGAAGAAAGAAUCAGCAAAACUUUGCGCAGAGGUUGAGAAGGAAAGGGAGAUGAUGCAGUUGGCUGAUGUGUUGCGUGAGGAGAGAGUCCAAAUGAAACUUUCAGAAGCUAAAUAUCAACUUGAAGAGAAGAAUGCAGCUGUAGACAAACUGAGGAGUCAACUUGAAGCCUUCUUAGGACCAAAAAGAAUCAAAGAAAAACAUCGCGGUGCUUAUCACGCGAAUGAUGAAGAGAUUGCAGCUUACUUGAACAAAGCUCGUUCUGUUUCCCAUCAGAAUGAAGUGAAUGAGGAUGAUGGUGAAGUAGAUGAUGGGAUAGAAUGUGAAGAAGACUCGGGUGAUAGCGAUCUUCACUCGAUAGAACUGAACAUGGACAACAGUAAUGAAAAAUACAAAUGGACACAUCCUUCUGGAAUUCCUUGUGAUUUGAGAAAUGCAAUCAAAGGGGAAGAAUCCAAAGGGAGGAAGUCUACCUCCAGCAAAGUACCUAGGAGAAGUACUUUGGAAAGAAGCUUAUCGGAUGGAGUUGAAUGGAGCACACAAAAUGAUAGGCUUUCAAUUACAGGGGAUGGAAGAGACUUGGAGGAAUUCUCUGAACUUGAGAGGCAUCUCGAAGGGAAAAGCUGCGCACAAGAAACGCAUGGCUAUCAAACGGUGAAGGGGUUCAGGGACUACAAGUUAUCAAGUUCUAGAAUAGAUUCUGCUAGAGGUUAUGCGAAUCCUACGCCGAAAAUAGGGCAGCGGACUCUUCGAGAUCCUGGCAGCGCAGCACAAGAGAGACCUCCUACAGCUCCAGGACAUGCUUCAAAAUCAAGACAUAGUGAGGACCUUAUUGGAAGAAAAUCAAAAUGGUGAGCAUAGCAAGAGGCUUAGUGCAAGAAAAACCAAGCAGUGUGAAGUAGUGAUUUUGUUAAUCAAUGCUCUGCUUGCCAUUUGAGAGCUACUCAAGCCGCAGCAAUCGCUGCAUGAUCGUUUGUGUUAUAGGGUAAAUCGAAAAGAAGAAAAAAAAAGUAGUGAUUAUUCAGCCAAGUUUCUCAUGUACAAAAACAUUCUGGCACAAUUGAGCUUUUAACAUGCUGGAAGCAUUUAAUAUAUAUGCUUGUGAUA